AUGAGUGCUGGAGAGAUUGAUGAAAGUUUGUACUCCAGACAGCUCUAUGUUCUGGGCAAAGAAGCUAUGCUUAAGAUGCAACACUCCAAUGUUUUGAUCAUUGGUCUCAAGGGGUUGGGUGCCGAAAUCGCCAAAAAUGUUGCACUAGCAGGUGUCAAAUCUCUAUCUUUAUAUGAUCCACAGCCCGUUACUAUCCAAGAUUUGUCUACACAGUUCUUUUUAACUGAAUCUGAUAUUGGUAAGCAGAGAGCAACAGUUUCGAGAGAGAAAUUAGCAGAAUUAAACUCUUACGUUCCUAUCAAAGUAGUGGACUCAUUAAUAGACGAAAAGUCGUUGCUAGAAUUCGAAGUCGUUGUUGCAACAGAAACCGUUUCCCUACAGGAGAAGGUUAACUUGAACAAUUUAUGCCAUGCAGCCGGAAUCGGAUUCAUUUCCACAGAAACUAGAGGUCUUUUUGGUAAUGUUUUUGUAGAUUUAGGUGAUGAAUUUACCGUUUUAGAUCCAACUGGGGAAGAACCAAGGUCAGGUAUCGUUUCUGACAUUGAACCUGAUGGGACUGUAACCAUGUUAGAUGAAAAUAGACACGGUUUAGAAGAUGGUAAUUAUGUUAAGUUCUCAGAAGUGGAAGGUUUGGAAAAAUUGAACGAUGGUUCUUUGUUCAAGGUGGAAGUGCUAGGUCCCUUUGCCUUUAGAAUCGGCCCAGUUUCGCAAUACGGUAAAUACAUCAAAGGUGGUAUCUUUACAGAAGUUAAGCAGCCUCAAAAAUUGUCUUUUAAGACGUUACAGCAAUCAUUUGCAGAACCAGAGUAUUUAUUCUCCGAUUUUGCUAAGAUGGAAAGAACUCCUCAAUUACAUUUAGCAUUCCAAGCGUUACAACAGUUUGCCUCUACUCAUGGAGGUGAACUCCCAAGACCUUUGAAUGCUUCUGAUGCCGCCGAAGUUGUAAAACAUGCCCAACAAAUAGCGGCUCACGAACCAAACGUUUUGGGUGGUGCUCCAGUGGAUGAAAAAGUGAUCGCGGAGCUUUCAUAUCAGGCAAGGGGUGACUUACCAGGCAUAGUUGCCUUCUUUGGUGGUCUCGUAGCUCAGGAAGUUUUGAAGGCAUGUUCUGGUAAAUUCUCACCUUUAAAGCAAUACAUGUAUUUUGACGCCCUAGAGGCUCUACCGGAACAAAAACAAUUUGUAAGAACAGAAGAAACUACUAAACCAAUCAAUUCUCGUUACGAUAAUCAAAUUGCAGUUUUCGGGUUAGAAUUCCAAAGGAAAAUUGCUAACCUAUCAGUUUUCCUAGUUGGUUCAGGUGCCAUUGGUUGUGAAAUGCUAAAGAAUUGGGCACUGUUAGGUCUAGGUACCGGUUCCGAAGGUGGUAUUGUCGUUACUGAUAACGAUUCUAUCGAAAGAUCUAAUUUGAAUAGACAAUUCUUGUUCAGACCAAAGGAUGUCGGCAGAAACAAAUCUGAAGUUGCUGCUCAAGCAGUUGCCGCUAUGAACCCGGAUUUAACUGGUAAAAUCGAUGCAAAGAUCGAUAAAGUUGGCCCGGAGACGGAAAGCAUCUACAACGACCAAUUCUGGGAAAGUUUGGAUCUUGUCACCAACGCUCUAGACAACGUCGAUGCUCGUACCUACGUGGACCGUCGUUGCGUCUUCUACAGAAAACCUCUGCUAGAAUCUGGUACUUUGGGUACUAAGGGUAACACCCAAGUGGUCGUACCACUGUUGACAGAAUCCUAUUCUUCUUCAAGAGAUCCACCUGAAAAGUCUAUCCCACUCUGUACCCUACGUUCUUUCCCUAACAAGAUUGAUCAUACGAUUGCAUGGGCUAAAUCUCUUUUCCAAGGAUAUUUUUCAGAUGCCCCUGAAAACGUUAACAUGUAUUUGACUCAACCUAACUUUGUGGAACAAACUCUAAAGCAAAGUGGUGAUGUGAAAUCUAUCUUGGAAACUAUCAGCGAUUCUUUGAACCAUAAACCAAUUAAAUUCGAUGAUUGUAUCGCUUGGGCUCGUUUGGAAUUCCAGAAGAAAUUUAACCACGAUAUUCAACAAUUGUUGUACAAUUUCCCCAAGGAUGCUAAGACCUCUAACGGCGCACCUUUCUGGUCAGGUCCAAAGCGUGCUCCAACGCCUUUGAAAUUUGACAUUAACAAUCCAGAUCACCUUCAUUUCAUCGUAGCGGCUGCUAACUUGCGUGCAUUUAACUACGGCUUGACAGGUGAUUCGGGUGCACCAAAUUUGGAACACUACAAACAAGUGUUGAGUAAAAUUAAUGUUCCUGAAUUCUCUCCAAGAUCUGAUGUCAAGAUUCAAGUCAAUGACGAUGAUCCAGAUCCAAAUUCUGACCGCGGUGAGAAUGACUUGUCAGUAUUAGCUGGUAGCCUACCGGAACCAUCUCAAAUGGCAGGUUACAAGCUAGACCCAGUAGAAUUCGAGAAGGAUGAUGAUACUAACCAUCAUAUUGAAUUCAUCACCGCAUGCUCCAACUGUAGAGCUGAAAACUACUUCAUCGAACCAGUGGAUCGUCAAAAAACCAAGUUUAUCGCAGGUCGUAUCAUUCCAGCUAUUGCCACUACCACCGGUCUCGUCACUGGUUUGGUUAACAUCGAACUGUACAAGAUUGCUGAUGCAAAGACUGAUGUUGAAAAGUACAAGAAUGGUUUCAGCAACUUGGCAUUACCAUUCUUUGGAUUUUCUGAACCUAUUCACUCUCCAAAGGGCGAAUACAAUGGUAAAUCUUACGACAGAAUCUGGGAUAGGUUUGACAUCAACGGUGAUAUCAAGUUGAACGAUUUGAUUAAGCAUUUCCAGGAAAAGGAAUCUUUAGAUAUCACAAUGUUGUCUUACGGUGUCUCUCUUUUGUAUGCAUCUUUUUUCCCACCAAAGAAAUUAAAGGAAAGGUUGAACUUAACGAUCACUGAAUUAGUGAAGUUUAUCACCAAAUCCGAGGUUCCUCCACACGUUCGUACAAUGAUUUUGGAAAUCUGUGCAGAUGAUAAAGAUGGUGAAGAUGUCGAAGUUCCUUACAUAACAAUUCACUUGUGA
Zygosaccharomyces rouxii is the source of this 3036-nucleotide messenger RNA. It is a transcript of the gene UBA1, whose product is annotated as E1 ubiquitin-activating protein UBA1. Bases 1 to 3036 code for a protein of 1011 amino acids. The record is from RefSeq and is a predicted model, not a curated record. Gene Ontology annotation, biological process: DNA damage response; protein ubiquitination; ubiquitin-dependent protein catabolic process. The transcript has a single exon. Gene Ontology annotation, cellular component: cytoplasm; nucleus. Lineage: Eukaryota; Fungi; Ascomycota; Saccharomycetes; Saccharomycetales; Saccharomycetaceae. Gene Ontology annotation, molecular function: ubiquitin activating enzyme activity.